AUGGUCACGGACGGCAUGGGCCCCGCGUCGCUCUCCUUGGCCCGCUCGUUCCGCCAGCACCGCGACGGGCGGCCGAUCGAUGAUCUCUUGUAUCUAGACCAGCAUUUCAUAGGCACCUCGCGGACACGGUCCAACGACUCGUUGGUCACGGACUCCGCGGCGGGCGCCACGGCGUUCAGCUGCGGGCUCAAGUCGUACAACGGCGCCAUUGGCGUGGGUCCCGACAAGAGCCCCUGCGGCACGAUUUUGGAGGCCUUGAAGUUGCAGGGCUACCUCACCGGGCUCGUGGUGACCACGCGGAUCACGGACGCCACGCCCGCGGCGUUCAGCGCGCAUGUCGACUACCGCUUCCAGGAGGACUUGAUAGCGGAGCAGCAGUUGGGCGGGUACCCGUUGGGCCGGACGGUGGACUUGGUUUUGGGCGGCGGCCGGUGCCAUUUCCUCCCGUCCAGCGUGCCGGGCGGCUGCCGCGCGGACCUGCGGAACUUGGUGGCCGAGGCCGAGGCCAGCAACUACACCUACGUGGGCGACCGCGCGGCGUUCGACGCGUUGGCGUCGGGCGAGAACGUGACGCUCCCGCUCUUGGGCCUCUUGGCGCCCACGGACAUCCCCUACGACAUCGACCGCGACGCGCGCGUGCACCCCUCGUUGGCGGAACAGGUGCGGACCGCGUUGACCGCGUUGAGCAAGGCCACGGCGGACUCGGCCCACGGCUUCUUCCUAUUGAUCGAGGGCUCGCGGAUCGACCACGCAGGCCACCACAACGACCCGGCGGCCCAGGUCCGGGAGGUGUUGGCGUACGACGACGCGUACAAGGCGGUGUUGGACUUCAUCGACGCGUCCGACGUGGCCACCGUGGCCAUCUCCACGUCGGACCACGAGACCGGCGGGCUCGUCACCGCGCGCCAGGUCACGCCCGCCUACCCGGACUACUUGUGGUACCCGCAGGUGUUGCUCAACAGCACGCACUCGGGCGAGUACUUGACCAGGAAGAUCCUCGGCAAGCGGAGGUCGUACGGCCCGGAUCUCGAGGCCGCGGCCUUCAGCAAGUUCAUUGCCGAGGAAAUCGUGGAGGCGGACAUGGGCAUUCUCGACCACACCGCGGACGAGGUGGCCCAGAUCGCGCGCCUCGCCAGCUCGCCCGAGCGCUUGUUGUACUUCUUGAACAACAUGGUGUCCGUGCGCUCGCAGACCGGCUGGACCACCCACGGCCACUCGGCCGUGGACGUCAACAUCUACGCGUACUCGAACUCGGAGCACAUCAACCGCCAGCUCUACCAGCGCGGCGCGUACCUGGGUCUCUUGGGCAGCCACGAGAACAUCGAGCUCGGCGCGUUCAUGGAGACGCUCACGGGCGUGAGCUUGGCCGAUGUCACGGAGUUGCUCAGGGACACCAAGCACUCGCCGGGCGUGGCUGUCUCGGAUGUUGCGGGGCUGGCGCGGGCCAUGUUCGAGCACCCGCUCGAGGCCUAG
This is a messenger RNA of Metschnikowia bicuspidata var. bicuspidata NRRL YB-4993, 1473 nucleotides long. RefSeq names its product alkaline phosphatase. NCBI's taxonomy places the organism in Eukaryota, Fungi, Ascomycota, Pichiomycetes, Serinales, Metschnikowiaceae. Bases 1 to 1473 code for a protein of 490 amino acids. The record is from RefSeq and is a predicted model, not a curated record. Gene Ontology annotation, molecular function: alkaline phosphatase activity. Gene Ontology annotation, biological process: dephosphorylation. The transcript has a single exon. Gene Ontology annotation, cellular component: fungal-type vacuole membrane.